This is a messenger RNA of Microbotryum saponariae, 2075 nucleotides long. The record is from the annotation of a GenBank genome assembly. Lineage: Eukaryota; Fungi; Basidiomycota; Microbotryomycetes; Microbotryales; Microbotryaceae.
AUGGCGAGACCCACCACGGCUUGGGCUUCCGAGCUCGAUCUUCAACCUGGGAUCGGUCUAGGACCUUUCCACAUCGGUGAGCACGUUUAAGCCCUUCCAGUGAUGACCGAGCGGUGACGUUCACGGACGCGUCACCGCGUCACCUGCCGACGUCACGUGUUGUGGGGGCGGGCCGCCCCACACGCGGACGGACUCGACCGCGAUGACGGCGACAAAAACAGCUCUGGGCGGUCUAGUACCCACUACAGAGUUGUAGGGACUGAUUCGAUCUUAUCGGUCUCGAUCAUCGCCCCACUCGAACCCAGGCACGACCUUGUUUGACGUCAUCAACCUACUGCGGAGCCAUCGCUCGACCUACCCGACCGUGCACCUCGCCUGGGACGACAAGGUUAGCCAUCACUAGGACUAGAGAGGCAUGAACUCGGACGGAGAACUGACACCACAUGUCACUCGGACCAGGCUCCCUCAACCAGCUCAAUCCACAUUCAGCUACUCAAGCCCAGCCCACUUGCGCUCCUCUUCGACGCGACGACCCAACGACUCUUACGCAUCCAACUCGAAGGGCAAGCCACGCCAAGCCUGAUCUAUCGAGGUAAACCGUUCACCCAUCCUUCAGAAGAUUCCGAUCACCAAGAUGCCAAGACCUUGAUUCGGAGGUUGUUGGGCCCGACGUAUUCUUCCUCUUCGACCGAGACUUCGAGCUCGGGGCUCAACGGGCAGCCGAGUGCCGCCUCCACUUCGACGGCCAAGAAGACGAUGAUGACUUAUCCGGGAGUGUCCUUUGAGUUGGAAGAACGAAACAAGCGAGGCAAGUCCAUCGCAGUUUGACCCUGCUGCCUGCUUGGGUUUCUGACGUUCACAAAUGCCUCCGUUCGACAGGCUCAACCGUGUCGAGAGCCAUGGUCACACCACUCCUCGCACCAGAAUCCAACAUCCCCAUCGACACAGCGUGGCUGCACCCUAGCUUGCCCAACGAUCAUUCCAAGAAACAAGGACAACUGGGCCAAGUUGAGAUCAUGGUGCGUCGUUCCGUGCAUCACCUUCCCUUCCCUGCACACUCUCACUCUGGACCCCGUUCUGCAAACUCAGCUCGAUGCGCAGAAUUGUCCAACAUCCGUCAAACUCGUGUUCUAUCCGCACGACUCACCAUCAACAUCACAUCAUGCCGUCGAGUUCAAGAUCGGCGAGUCGACGAGUGAGGACAUCAUGUGCGAUCUCGGCAGUGCGGUCAGGUCGUUCUGGAAGGAGGAUGUGAGUGAACCCGUCGAUCCUCAACCACUGUCCGCCCGGGACUGAAUCAAACAUUCCGCAUCGACGCCUGCUUCGCUUGACAGGAUCGCAUGUCAAUUCAUUCAUCGCCCGAUGCGACAGCCUUAGCAGCACUAGAUCGUAGGUCUCAGGUACCCUAGCUUGUCUUGACUGGAAGAACUUUCUGACCGAGCUAUGGAUAUGUCAUGCACGCUCAGCGAACCCUUACUUCCUCUCCUACCCAUCCCUCGGUAUCACGUUCCUCGUCCAUGGCUCGAAGCACCACCUUCUCAAAGUCAUACUGCAUUCGAACCUACCCGGCGAAGUCAAUUUUGGCCGAACGCAUCGAUGUCGCUGGGCCUUGGUCGACAGCUCGGGUGCUCGCAUCGGGUGUGAACAACCCUUCACCAAAGUCAAGACAAGGCUUGUAGGAGGGAGUCCUAGACCUGGGUCUCCGAAGGGCGAGUUGAAGGGUGAGAAAGAUGAUUUGACAGCCAAGAAGGGCGUGAAGGGGUUCUCGGUGGAGAAACCGAUGAUUUUGGAUCGGACCGCCGGUGGUGGGGAAGGGUCCGAGGUCAAGGGCAAAACGACCGGUGAGUUGGAUUAUUAUCACGGAUCGCUCUACCUAAAACCGAAACCGAUCUUCAAAUGGAUGGUGUUGGCGAGACUAUCGCUGACGUGAACGGUGUCCUCCGUCCGCUGACUCUGACCAUCUCGCUCGUGCGAUGGGUCGCUGUUUCACCGUUUCACCAGAGAUCCAUGGAUUUCCGGGCGUCGCGUUCGAGGUGACGAUUUCCGGCGACGUCGAGACCGUUUGGCUAUUUUAA